CGAUGGACAGGCUGAAGUGGAUAACUUUGCUGCAAAUUUUAAUUAUUUGCAGUGCCUUUCAACUAGCUCAACUGAAUGUCAUACCCGACUGGGUUAAACAGCGGUUUCUCAAGGCUAUGUCCUCAACGGGAAAUACUGUUAAAGCCGGAUCGAUGAGCCUGGAGAGCCUUGGAAAGGCCAUAUCCAACGUGAAAAGCAUUCCAAAAGGACUGGCCCAGAUUGUCAGUGACCUUCUCGGAUUUAGUGAAAGUCAAAAGGACUCUCCAUCUUCCGACCCAUCGUGUGCAAAAGACGAUAUGAUGUGCCACAUCAAGGGUGUUUUCGGCUCUUCCACAGAGCAUCCAGUGUGAACGCGUGUCACUAAUGUUAUAACAGACUUUAUGAGUUUUUAAAUAAAUAAAAUAUUUUAAAAUAAAAA
Molecule: messenger RNA, 418 nt
Organism: Drosophila eugracilis
Lineage: Eukaryota; Metazoa; Arthropoda; Insecta; Diptera; Drosophilidae
Gene: Sfp26Ad
Exons: 2
Coding region: 3-350 (115 amino acids)
Source: RefSeq, a predicted model, not a curated record